Jaculus jaculus (lesser Egyptian jerboa) is the source of this 1248-nucleotide messenger RNA. Its product is annotated as atherin-like. NCBI's taxonomy places the organism in Eukaryota, Metazoa, Chordata, Mammalia, Rodentia, Dipodidae. The transcript is spliced from 3 exons. The record is from RefSeq and is a predicted model, not a curated record. Bases 1 to 1248 code for a protein of 415 amino acids.
AUGGCCGUGGCCUCCGUGGGUCAGCCAGCCGUGGGUCAGGAGCCCCACGAUUCUGCCCUCGGGGGGAGAGAGAGCGAGCCCAGUCCCAGGCUCUGCCCGCCGAGCCCCCCUCCCACCCCGGGGGGCCCCAGCCUCGUCCCUGAGGUGGGAGCAGCCGCGGGCACGCCCCGGGCCCAGCACAGCACAGCAGCGGGGAUGUUGGUGUGUUCUCCCGCUGGGCCUGGAGCGAUGACAGGCGUCGUCCCCGCUCCCGGUGCCUCCGCCCGCGGAGGCCCCACCCGCCGCCCGCCGCUCGAACUCACCCACCGAGGGCCGGGCAGAGCAGGUCUCCCGGCCUCCCGGGAAGGGCCGAGGGCGGGCGGGGCCUGGGACUCCCGGGCUGCCACCUCCUCCCGGCUGCACCACCUGUCCCGGCCUCUCUUGUCCCUGCCCCCUCCCUGCACCUUCUGCAAUCAAGUAGCUCGGCCUCCCUUUUCGCACACCUGCAACUGCGCGGGCUCAGCAUCCCCCCCCACCCUCGGCGACCGUGGCGGCGGGGCUCGGCCGUCGCAAGUCACAGGGAGCCGUCGACUUGUCAGAGAACUCUGCCGGGCCCAGGUCCCACUGUCCCCUACGGACGCUGGCAAGACCACUUGUUCUCGUCUUGCACACACAUUUAUUGAGCGCUCUGGUCGCCUCGAGGAGCUCCGACCCAGCGCAGGAGGCCGGCGGCUCGCGGGAGAGGCACCGCGGCCUCCGCCCCACGCCCGUGGAGCUCGGUCCCGCAGGCUCCCCGCCCGCCCCGUGCCCAACCAGGCCUGCUCUGCGGUCGCCACCAGCCCUGCGCGCCAAGCGAAAGCCAGCAAUGGUUUAGAGGGGGUGUUUGGGGACCCGCGCGAGACCCUGGAGGAUGCACGCGGCGAGCUCCGCUGGGACCUGGCCGAGCGGACCCCGCCCGCGGCCUCACGGCGCCCCCGGCCCCGGCCGCCCCUCUCGCCCGGCCCGCCGCCGCCGCCGCCGCCGCCGCGCGCGCCAGCACAGAAAGGCGGCGGCCAGGAGCCCAAGGCCCGCGCCGAGCCCGGCCAGCGACGCGCCCUGGGCCAGGUCCAGGCGGGGUCCGCGCAACGAAAAGGUGAUUCCCGUGCCGGCCGCUCCGGCCAGCACCGCCAGGACACCGAAGGGCAGGACGCAGCGCGGCCACGAGCCCCCAGCGCCGCCCGUGGCCAAGAGGAGCGCGCGCAGGGCCCCGGGGGACUCCGGGGACGCUAA